UAAAAGUGGCGUGAUAAAAAGGGAGAGAGGGUGAGGGCGGUAGCCAAAGAGAGACACUAAAUAAAUCAUUUUUUCCGCAACUAAAUCUGGAGAAAAUCACUUCAUUUCAGAGGUUUCCGCAGAGCUGAGGUCUUUUAAAAAAGCAAAUAAGAAGCUUGAUCCAGAAAGCUGUGGAAUAUACAUUUGGCUUGGGUUCCCGGGACACACUGCGGUACAGUGUGAAGACAGAGGAGCUAGCAACCAAGGGUUUAAAAAAAAAAAUUGAGCCCCAUCUCUUCCUAUUUCUACUUUGGGGCAUCUGCUCACCUGUCACCCUGGGAAAGGCAACACUUUCCAGACCUUCCCAUUUCUCUCCUUCCUCUCCAUCGUCCCCUCAGCUACGUUUUAGGAGCCUCUCGGCUACCCUGAAUUCAAGAAUUAGGUGGCAAAGGCUUUUGCCUCUUCUAUUGCCUGUCAUGCAUAUCAAGACCACCAAGUGUAACCACUUAUGUCUGGUCGCCUCUGUGACCAAUCGAGAAGUGUUCAAUCAUCCUGAUGUUCAGGCCAGCUUUGAGGCUUUAUUCCAUUCUUUUGAUCCAGAAGCUCAGUUCCAGUACUUCAAGUCCUUCCGACGGGUCAGGAUUAAUUUCAGCGAUGCGCUAGCUGCAGCAGAGGCGAGAUUGCAACUUCACAAAACUGAUUUCCAUGGUAAAGAAAUGCGUCUCUACUUUGCCCAGUCUGUUCACAUCGGGAGUCCUAGACUUGAGCCUCCAAAGCCAGAGAAGCAGUUUCUCAUCUCACCUCCCGCCUCGCCUCCGGUGGGUUGGGAGCAGUCUCAGGAUGCUAUGCCUGUUGUCAACUACGACCUGCUUUGUGCCAUCUCGAAGUUAGGACCAGGAGACAAAUAUGAGCUUCACACAGCCACCCCCACCACCCCCAGCGUCGUUGUCCAUGUUUGUAAAGAAGAGCUUGGCGAGAGCUUGGGUCGGGAUGAAAGAGACCCGGAUGACGUGGCGCGACCCACACGGCCCAAGAUCGUCCAGACGCGCCGGCCCGACUACACACGCAAUGUUGAGCAGAUGGCAGCACUGGAGUGACAACCAUUAUAAUGUUAUCACGAUGUCAUCCAUACAGCGCAGAAGAUGUGCUUUUCUGAGGGUUGCUCUCUGAAUUUGGGAUGGUACCUUGGAGGUGCUGCAUUGUCCCAUUAGCUGGGAGACGAACUUAAGAUGCUGUAUUUGUGUCCUUUGGGAACGCUUGGAAUGUCUUUUGAGGAGUUUAGCCGUAUGACAACAACUACUCUCAAAAUUUGUGGUUUUGGGGUGAUGGAAUACUACCGUAGUUUGGAUAUGUUCACAUUCAUGUCAUGGGUUACUACUCAGUUUAUGGAUUUGUUUGAUGUGUGAUUACUCACUUGUGCAUGGGAUAAGCUUGUCAUAGACAAAAGAUUCCAUCCCACACAACAUGAAAGCAGCAUCAUCCUUACAAGCAUAACUCAAGUUUUGGGUGAAAAAAAAUGUUUCAAAAUAGAAAAGCUACAUAAAACGCAUCACAAAAUUUUCAUAUUUUCACAGUGGCAGUUUAGGUCAGUCCGUGUGACAUCACAUCUCUACUAUUGUAACUUUUGUGUAAUGUAUGUGUUGUCAAUGUGUACUGCCUUACAUUCUAAUUCUGCUCUGAUAUGAGAAUGUUAAUAUUUGUAUUGUUCUCCCUGUUGUCAUUUGUUAUAUCAAGUGUGGAAAUUGUUUUUUUUUCCCCCUUAAUAAUCCAGCAAGGAAUUCUUAGAGCUGUUCUGAGUGUCAUUUGUGGAACUGUCUGUGUGUGACAGACCUUGAAAAGCCAUCUUCAUCUGAGGUUUGUUGUAACAUGGCCAUUUGGCCUAUUCUAGCCAUGCUUUACAAUUAAAAAAAAAAGUCUAAUAUGGGCCAGCCUCCAAAUCUGAGAUUGGCUUCACAUAUGAUAUGCUAUGAAUUGUGCUCUGAUCUAGAAAUUACAAUUGCUGAACCUAAAUGCUAAAUAAAGAAUGGAGUGUGAUAACUGUGUUUCAUUACACUUUACUGA
This is a messenger RNA of Corythoichthys intestinalis (scribbled pipefish), 2040 nucleotides long. RefSeq names its product calcipressin-1-like. Gene Ontology annotation, biological process: calcium-mediated signaling. The coding region runs from base 456 to 1076 and encodes 206 amino acids. Lineage: Eukaryota; Metazoa; Chordata; Actinopteri; Syngnathiformes; Syngnathidae. The transcript is spliced from 4 exons. Gene Ontology annotation, molecular function: calcium-dependent protein serine/threonine phosphatase regulator activity; nucleic acid binding. Gene Ontology annotation, cellular component: nucleus; cytoplasm. The record is from RefSeq and is a predicted model, not a curated record.